AUGAAUGACGCCAUCAAGGAGAGGAUGAGGAUGGGGAUGAAUGACGUCAUCGAGGAGAGGAUGAGGGUGGAGGUGAAUGACGCCAUCGAGGAGAGGAUGAGGAUGGGGAUGAAUGACGUCAUCGAGGAGAGGAUGAGGGUGGAGGUGAAUGACAUCAUCGAGGAGAGGAUGAGGGUGGAGGUGAAUGACAUCAUCGAGGAGAGGAUGAGGGUGGAGGUGAAUGACGCCAUCGAGGAGAGGAUGAGGAUGGGGAUGAAUGACGUCAUCGAGGAGAGGAUGAGGGUGGAGGUGAAUGACAUCAUCGAGGAGAGGAUGAGGGUGGAGGUGAAUGACAUCAUCGAGGAGAGGAUGAGGGUGGAGGUGAAUGACGCCAUCGAGGAGAGGAUGAGGGUGGAGGUGAAUGACGCCAUCAAGGAGAGGAUGAGGAUGGGGAUGAAUGACGUCAUCGAGGAGAGGAUGAGGGUGGAGGUGAAUGACGCCAUCAAGGAGAGGAUGAGGAUGGGGAUGAAUGACGUCAUUGAGGAGAGGAUGAGGGUGGAGGUGAAUGACAUCAUCGAGGAGAGGAUGAGGGUGGGGAUGAAUGGUGUCAUCAAGGAGAGGAUGAGGGUGGAGGUGAAUGACAUCACCAAGGAGAAGAUGAGGGUGGGAAUGAAUGAUGCCAUCAAGGAGAGGAUGAGGAUGGGGAUGAAUGACGCCAUCAAGGAGAGGAUGAGGAUGGGGAUGAAUGACGCCAUCGAAGAGAGGAUGAGGGUGGAGGUGAAUGACGCCAUCGAGGAGAGGAUGAGAGUGGGGAUGAAUGACAUCACCACGUCUUCAGACGCAAGCGUAUCAGGAUGGCUGGAGAAUCCCAUCACCUGA
Messenger RNA from Sorex fumeus (smoky shrew), 858 nucleotides. RefSeq names its product KH domain-containing protein 3-like. Bases 1 to 858 code for a protein of 285 amino acids. NCBI's taxonomy places the organism in Eukaryota, Metazoa, Chordata, Mammalia, Eulipotyphla, Soricidae. The record is from RefSeq and is a predicted model, not a curated record. The transcript has a single exon.